AUGUUUAAGCAAUCCAAAUCAUGCACUGAAACUCUCGUACAUUCAACGACAACAACCCCUGCGACGACAAGUGCAACAUGUGAUAAGAGUUCAUCUAAGCCUCAACAUCUUCUGAAGCCACUGCAACCACAGCUACUACAAACGCGAUCGCAACUUCAACAACCGCAACUUCAGCCACCAGGAAUACAACCAGACCCAUGGAAACGACUACAACUUCAAACGCCACAACCACCAUCACUGCAAUCGCCACAGCUACUGAAAAAAAUUAAGCAAGAAAAUGAUGAACAACAACAACAAAACAACAAAUUACAGCGACAGCAGCAACUACAACACAGAGGUUAUAAACAAGAGAUUGAUGGUGAGCAUAAGCAACAAGUGACAUAUUCUGAUGACUCUUUCGAUGACAACACUAACAACAACAACAACAAUAAUAAUAAUAGCAAUAAUAAUAAUGAUAAUGACAAAGAAGUCUAUAUGGAAAUGAAAAGAUUGCAGGAAGUUGAAGAGAUGGUUAAAAAUAUCUUAAGGCCUCACUACAUCGACAAACACAUCACUAAAGAGGAUUACAAACUCGUCAUGAAGAAGGCCGUGCCCAAGAUCAUGAACAGCAGAUGCAGGCGUCUGGAUGAAGUUAAAGUCUUUAACUUUGUCAGCGCCUACAUCGUGACCGUUUUGGGCAAGAGGCAUCUUGUCGCUUAA
Molecule: messenger RNA, 699 nt
Organism: Helobdella robusta
Lineage: Eukaryota; Metazoa; Annelida; Clitellata; Rhynchobdellida; Glossiphoniidae
Exons: 4
Coding region: 1-699 (232 amino acids)
Source: RefSeq, a predicted model, not a curated record